Messenger RNA from Labeo rohita (rohu), 814 nucleotides. Its product is annotated as gastrula zinc finger protein XlCGF49.1. NCBI's taxonomy places the organism in Eukaryota, Metazoa, Chordata, Actinopteri, Cypriniformes, Cyprinidae. Bases 161 to 814 code for a protein of 217 amino acids. Gene Ontology annotation, cellular component: nucleus. Gene Ontology annotation, biological process: regulation of transcription by RNA polymerase II. Gene Ontology annotation, molecular function: DNA-binding transcription factor activity, RNA polymerase II-specific; RNA polymerase II cis-regulatory region sequence-specific DNA binding. The record is from RefSeq and is a predicted model, not a curated record. The transcript has 3 exons.
CGGGACUUUUAUUUUGCUCUGGUGUCGUGAUGUCAUAAAGCUGCGCCGCGCUCCUCAUCUGUUGUGAUUCACCUGAAGAAAGAAACUCAUCCUGAAUCAACCGAGAUCCACGUGACACACAUUAUAAAGAUGGCGUUUUAUUAAAGAGGAGAGUGAAGACAUGAAGAUUGAAGAAACAUUCAGAGUCAAACAUGAAGAUACUGAGGAACAAACAGACCUGAUGGUGCUGAAGGUGGAGACAGAAGUUUUAGAUGAAAUGGAAGAGAAAUUUCACAAUGAGAAGAUUCAUGAUGAUUUCAAGAAUGAAGAAAAAUCCAGUGACAAUGAAAUGGCCCAGAAGAGCAAAUCUGUUCAUUAUUUCACCUGCCAUCAGUGUGGAAAAACUUUCACUCUAAAAGGAAGCCUUCAAAACCACAUGAGAAUUCACACUGGAGAGGCUUUCACAUGCCAACAGUGUGGAAAAUGUUUCACCCAAAAACUAAACCUUGCAAUUCACAUGAGAGUUCACACAGGAGAAAAGCCUUUCACCUGCCAACAAUGUGGAAAAUGUUUCAAUCAAAAACAAAACCUUGCGAUUCACAUGAGAGUUCACACCGGAGAGAAACCUUACACAUGCCAUCAGUGCGGACAGAGUUUCAGGCAUAACAAAAAUCUUUAUACCCACAUAAGAAGUCACGCUAGAGAAAUUCCUUUCACCUGCAAACUGUGUGGCAAGAAAUUCUCACGUAAAGAAAUUCUUAAUGCCCACGUAAGAAUUGACACUGAGAGUGAAUUCACUUGCCAACAUAUGUGCUCAAUGUGGACAAAUACAUAA